AUGCAGCCACUCAUUUCUGUGUGCUCUGAGGCUAUCAAGCCUCUAUCCCUAACAUUACUCACUGUCCUUACCGUAACUCUUGGGUCUGCUACACCUUCCAAUCAUGGCCACAUUCAGUGCUGUUGUUUGACUCCGUCGUGUCCUGUUACCGUACUUUACACGCCUCCCCCUGUCUCAUGUUGCUCAGCUUUUGUCAAAGCACAAGAUAUUGUCCAUCACAUCAAUAGGGAUCUUUACCUCCCCAAUGGACCUCUUCUGCUUUGGUAUUGCACCGACCCGGGCACGCACUCAGGCUGGGCAGGUGGAGGUGGAACUGCUGGGAAGGACGAGGCUUGGCUGAGAGGUUGCCCCAUCUACAUCCUCACAGCAUGGUUCUUCCUCCUACCCAGGCACAGGUUCAGUGCCUUUGCAGGCCAGUGCUAUGAACUUUCCAGUCCUAAUAUGGCAUCUUCAUCCUCACAGGCCCAGACUCAGCUGGCAGGCUCAGCUCCUACUACAUCACUUAGUACAACCACCAAACCAUCACCUCUGAUUCACUCAGGCCAGUAUGCACAGCCUAUGUGGCUGUGGAAGGACAUGCCUUCCGAUUGGCUGUCUGAGCACACACAGGUACACGACAAAUGGCUGACUGAGGGAGUACAACAGAAGGAGAAUCUCCAGGAGGCCCAGCAACAAUGGCAGUGA
Messenger RNA from Rhodofomes roseus, 684 nucleotides. RefSeq lists its product as uncharacterized. The record is from RefSeq and is a predicted model, not a curated record. The coding region runs from base 1 to 684 and encodes 227 amino acids. NCBI's taxonomy places the organism in Eukaryota, Fungi, Basidiomycota, Agaricomycetes, Polyporales, Fomitopsidaceae. The transcript has 5 exons.